AUAAAGCGUAUUAGAUAAGGCCAUAAGGGCUGGGAGGAUUAUUGUAAUCCAGUCCCUUCACCACUGGGGUGGUCCACCAGUCAAACACGAAGCAAAAUGGAGCACAGUAGCCUGCAUGCUCUCCUCCUCACUCUGCUGCUGAUUGGUGAAGCUCGAAUCGGAGUUCAUUCUCAGCAGGGCGGUGAAGACAACGAAAGCUGGACGAAAGCUUGCAAGUGUGACUGUGACGGAGGGGAGUCACCCACCGAGUUCACCUCCAUCACCACUGGCACGAGCUGGAGCCGUGGACUGGAGUGCAUGCCAGAAUGCCCAUAUCACAGGCCUCUGGGCUUUGAGGCUGGAGCGGUCACUCCAGAUCAGAUCAGCUGCUCUAAUGAAGACCAGUACACGGGCUGGUUCUCCUCCUGGACCCCCAACAAGGCCAGACUCAACAACCAGGGAUUUGGGUGUGCCUGGUUGUCUAAGUACCAGGACACCAACCAGUGGCUGCAGAUUGACCUCAAAGAGGCGAGGGUGGUGUCCGGCAUCCUGACCCAAGGGCGCUGCGAUGCAGAUGAGUGGAUUACCAAGUACAGCGUUCAGUACCGCACCAAUGAGAACCUCAACUGGAUCUACUACAAAGACCAGACUGGCAACAACAGGGUGUUUUACGGGAACUCUGACCGCUCGUCCUCAGUUCAGAACCUGCUCCGCCCGCCCAUCGUGGCCCGCUACAUCCGCAUCAUACCUCUGGGCUGGCACACCCGCAUUGCCAUCCGCAUGGAACUGCUGCUCUGCAUGAACAAAUGCACCUGAGGCGAAGUUUGGCCUGUGACGAUGCACCUAGCCCUUUAACCACUCAAAGCUCCCUUUUCCUCACCAGCACCACCCAAGUGUCUGUGCUGCAAAAGAAAAAUACUGCCCCCAAAUUUUUUAAAAUGACUUUAGUUGUAUUAAACCUAUUACUUCCUCAUCUUUUUAGGAGGCACAUCCCAGGGUCUUUACUUGUUAACAUGCUUAAGUUUAAAACUUAUUUGAAAUGAAUAUAUAAUAAAGGGGUUCUGAAAUAGUCUGGAGUUACACUUUCUGGUAAAUUUAGCUCCAACUCACCAGGUGUGUCCUUGAAUAAACUCCCCAGUGCACAAGAUGACCAGGACCAGACCCUGACACUCACACCUAAGCACUAGGUCUACAGCAAGAUGGUUGCAACCUGAGAAAAGAGUAGGUAGAAAGGCUGAAGAGAGUUGAGGAGGUAUUAUUGACUGGUAGCAAUUAGUUUAAUGUCUUGUUACUGUUUUGUUUGUAUGCAUAUGUGCAUGGCCAUGUCUUUGUGGCAACUAAAUUUCCCCCAGUAUGAUGGGAAAAUGUGGACAUUUUGACUGUCACUAGAGUUACAGAUGAAACAUUUGGGUGGUUCCCAUAAGGAAAAUGAAUGAAAAUUAAUAUGAAUAAAAAUGCAGCAUUUAGCCAGAAGGUUUAAUUUUGGUUACUGUGGUUAAAGGGGCAUUCUGGCCUAAAAAUAGUUUAAUAUGUUAUUUGUAGUGUUAUACAGUAUUUUAUAGAUCUGUCAUGAACUUUACAUCAGGUUUUCAUGUUUUCGUUCAUCAGUGUUCUCUCACUACAAUACCCAGCAUGCGUUACAACCAUUUUGGCAUCAACCAGCCCUGACUACUAGCCUAGCCGCUGAGCUAUAGGCUAAUAAGUACAACCAAGGCUAUUAAUAUAAGCUAAUAAAUAGCAUUGCUGUAACUCUUACCUCAGUCAUCAAAUAAAAUUGUGAAAAAAAAAAACAGUCACCACAAAAUGAACACCAGAGGCAAGUUUUUUUAAUGCUUUAAGCCAGACAAAAUAAGCUAAACUGAAGUUAAAGUUAGACAGCCAGGUAGCUACAUAGCUAACUUUAGCUUUUAGCUUGUUGUCCUCCUCGUAUGACUAUAGUAAUUUCUAUUGUUUAGUAAUAUAUUAACUCCAUUAUAAUGAUACUUUGAAGAGUAAGCUACUUCAGUUACCAAGCUGCAAGAUACUCAGCUUCCCAGCAAUAUCAGUUAAAAAUAUAUGUUACAUUUCUAAACAACCCUGAAAAAUCUACCCCAAAGCUGUUGUUACUUCAAAGCUCCAUUAAGCACCACUCCCAGCUUUAAAAUCAUCAGAAGUGGUUUACUUGGUCUUUAAACUGGAAAAUCCUACAAGCAAAUAUGCUUACAACAGAUGUGAGAUGCUUUCACCCUUCAAGGGCUGGGUUAGGUUAGAUUAGGUGUGACACUGAAACAUCAACACAGUAAUGACUGUGUAAAUUUAAAUACCCCAAAAACAGGAAUAUAAACAUGCAUUGACUCGUGGUUUGGUGAAGUAAGAGGGGGCCUGUCAGCCACAGUUAUUAAACUAUGCUCACGUUAAAAUUACACAGUGCCAAGCUGAGCACCGCUGAGCCCAUCAAAUCAACACACAACUUGGCUAAUGGCUUAUUAGCCUGUUUACUGCUACAAAAGGGAAGAGACUAUCUCUCUUCAGUGCCUGAAGAGGUCUGAUCAACAUGUAGCUAGGAGAUGUAGUACAUGUGCUAAUGUCCAACUAAUUUAAUGUCAAGUUAACAGAACCCAGGAUUUUCACUGCUAAUAGCUUUCCAAGUGAAAUACAAGUCACCCACCCCUGUACCUGCCAAUGUAUCAUGUUGAACCUUAGGUAUUUGUGUUCUCCUCAUAUACUAAUUGUGCCCUUGAAUAAAGUAAGUGAAUUUUAA
Molecule: messenger RNA, 2719 nt
Organism: Pygocentrus nattereri (red-bellied piranha)
Lineage: Eukaryota; Metazoa; Chordata; Actinopteri; Characiformes; Serrasalmidae
Gene: rs1a
Product: retinoschisin 1a
Exons: 6
Coding region: 97-795 (232 amino acids)
Source: RefSeq, a predicted model, not a curated record